UGCAAGUGCUGAUAUAUUAAGAAACAUUUUAGUUUCAAAGUGAGUGCAUUCUGCAGCUCAGGUGAAGGUGAAGUUCCCUUUUAAAACGUUUUUAGAAUUGUUUUUGUGAAAUUGAGAAGUUUUACUGUCUAGAUCUGCUGAACUGAUCAAACUGACAGGAUCCCAGAUGGAGAAUCCAGCAUUCGAGAAGUCUAAAGACGAUCCUCCGCUUUACGAGGAGACCUCAUUUUCUGCUAACGAUUAUGGAAACGUGGAGCAUCGCUCCAUCAGGCCAUCGGUGGUGAGCGCAUUCGGCCACAACACGCUGGACCGAGCGCCCAACAUCAACUUUUACCGGAACGCCGGGAGCGUGAGCGGACAGCGAGCCAUCAGACCAUCACUGCAGGAGCUUCACCAGGUCUUCAACAAGAAUGGAGAUGUGGAUAUCUCUGACACACUGGAUGACAGUGAAGGCAGUGAUGUUUUACCCAGUGAUGAUCUUGAAGCUCCUCCCCCUGCAGAGGACGAAGCGGGAGGGAUUAAAUUUGGCUGGAUUAAAGGAGUACUGGUGAGGUGUAUGCUGAAUAUUUGGGGUGUGAUGCUUUUCAUUCGUCUCUCGUGGGUCUUUGGGCAAGCCGGAGCAGGUUUGGGGAUUAUUAUAGUUUUACUCAGCAUGGUGGUCACCACACUCACCUGUCUGUCCAUGUCAGCCAUCUGCACUAACGGAGUCGUACGAGGAGGAGGAGCAUACUAUCUGAUCUCACGCAGUCUGGGUCCAGAGUUUGGUGGCUCUAUCGGUCUGAUCUUCGCAUUUGCUAACGCUGUAGCCGUAGCGAUGUACGUUGUGGGAUUUGCGGAGACCGUCGUGGAUCUGCUCAAGGUGAAUAAUGCCAUCAUGGUGGAUGAAGUAAACGAUAUCAGGAUUAUUGGCUGCAUCACUGUGGUGCUGCUGCUCGGGAUCUCGGUAGCCGGGAUGGAGUGGGAGGUCAAGGCUCAGAUUGUGUUGUUGGUGAUUCUCCUGGCUGCCAUUGGGAAUGUGUUUGUGGGGACUGUGAUUCCCGCCACAAAGGACAAAGAAAGCAAAGGCUUCUUCAACUACCAUGCGUCCAUCAUGGCCGAGAACUUUACUCCAGAUUUCCGCGAUGGGGAAACAUUUUUCUCCGUCUUCGCCAUCUUCUUCCCGGCAGCGACAGGAAUUCUAGCAGGAGCGAACAUUUCUGGAGAUCUGAAGGAUCCCCAGGCUGCUCUUCCCAUCGGCACACUGCUGGCCAUCUUCAUCACAGGAAUUACGUACCUCGGCAUUGCGCUGUGUGUGUCUGCGACAGUCGUGCGAGAUGCCACAGGAAAUGUAAACGACACCAUCACUCCAGGUUCAAGCUGCAAUUUCUCAGCUGCCUGCGAUUUCGGCUAUGACUUUUCUGCAUGUGCAGUCACCAAGUGCCAGUACGGCCUGAUGAACAACUUCCAGGUGAUGACGAUGGUGUCUGGGUUCGGACCCCUCAUCACUGCAGGAACGUUUUCUGCUACUCUCUCUUCUGCACUCGCCUCCCUCGUCAGUGCUCCAAAAGUCUUCCAGGCUCUGUGUAAGGAUAAUAUCUACAAAGCGCUGCAUUUCUUCGCUAAAGGUCACGGUAAAAAUAACGAACCCAUCCGAGGAUACGUGCUCACCUUCCUCAUCGCCGUGGCCUUCAUCCUCAUCGCGGAGUUGAACGUCAUCGCUCCCAUCAUCUCAAACUUCUUCCUGGCCUCCUACGCCCUCAUUAACUUCUCCUGCUUCCAUGCCUCCUAUGCUAAAUCCCCAGGCUGGAGGCCGGGGUAUAAGUACUACAACAUGUGGUUGUCUCUGUUCGGGGCGGUGUUGUGUUGUGCUGUGAUGUUCGUCAUUAACUGGUGGGCUGCGCUUGUCACCUAUGCUAUUGAGAUGUUCCUGUACAUCUAUGUCACUGUGAAAAAGCCAGAUGUGAACUGGGGUUCCUCAACGCAGGCUGUGACCUUCGUGAACGCUGUGAACAAUGCGCUGACUUUAUCAGGAGUGAAUGAACACAUUAAGAACUUCAGGCCUCAGUGUAUGGUGUUAACUGGACCUCCUAAAACUCGGCCGGCUCUGCUGGAUCUCGCCCACUCCUUCACCAAAAACUACGGCCUCUGUAUUACCUGUGAAGUGUUUGUGGGUCCUCGAUUGGAGAAGCAGCAGGAGCUCAGUGAUUGUAUGGAACCGAAUCAGCUGUGGCUCAAUCAGCAGAAGAGGAAAGCGUUUUACGCCGCCGUAGCGUCCGACAGCUUUCGCGACGGAGCAGAGAGUCUGUUACAGGCAUCAGGAUUGGGGAGGCUCAGACCAAACACACUGAUGUUGGGGUUUAAGAGAGACUGGAAGACGGCAAACACUGAAGAUGUACAGGCAUAUGUCGGAGUUCUGCAUGAUGCGUUUGAUUUUGAAUACGGAACGAUGAUUCUGAGACUCAAUCAGGGACUGGACAUCUCACACAUCCUCGCAGCUGAAGAGGAGAUGGAGAGGAUGCUUCUGGAGCAGCAGGUGAUGGAGAUGGAGGAAAACGGCUUUCAGGAAGGAGGAAAAGGAUUUUUUAAAAGAAACAGAAAGUCAAAGAAAGCGCUGGCUCCUAAAGCUGUAGAACUGUCCCAGUCAUCUGAUGUGUUGAAGAUAAACCAGCGUUUAAUGGAGGCCAGCUCUCAGUUUAAGAGGAAGCAGGGGAAAGGAACCAUUGACGUGUGGUGGUUAUUUGAUGAUGGAGGUCUGACUCUGUUACUGCCCUACAUACUGACCACCAGGAAGAAGUGGAGAGACUGUAAACUGCGGAUCUUCAUCGCAGGACAACUGGAUCGUGUACAGCAGGACGAAGAAGAAAUCCAGUCUCUGCUGAAAAAAUUCAGGAUCAAAUGCACAGACAUCAUCAUCAUCACUGAACUCCAUAUCAAGCCCUCUUCAGAAAACUGGAAGCUGUUUGAGGACAUGAUCGCACCAUUCCGGCUGUAUGAGGGUUCUAAGGACACGGCUCAGGCUGAAACUCUGAGGAAGGAGAACCCCUGGAAGAUCACAGAUGCUGAGCUGGACCGCUUCGAGGAGAAGACGAGUCUUCAGGUGCGUCUGAAUGAGUUACUGCAGGAGAGCUCCAGAGCAGCUAAACUCAUCAUAGUGAGCAUGCCCAUUGCACGUAAAGGCUCUGUAUCUGAUCACCUGUACAUGUCGUGGUUGGAGGCUCUGACUAAAAACUUGCCUCCCACUCUGCUGGUGCGCGGAAACCACAAGAGUGUUCUCACCUUCUACUCAUAAAGGCUGUGGUCCAAUCCCACUCUCUCACACUGUCCACUUACACUUUUGUCUCAGGAGUGUCUUUAAAGUCCAUUUAACCUGUAAUGUCCCUUUAAGAUUACAGAUGUAUUAACCUCUGGAUCACUUUCUCUCAUGACAUUAAAUGUAAAUUAUUAGCUCAUGACUUCUUUCCUUCCACCUGAUAGCCACGGGGUAUUAACCCCAGAGAAGUGGAUGAGGGUGCACUAAAAACAGGAAUGAGAUACAGCCUAUGAACAACACACCACUGCCCUCUAGUGGAACUGUAGAUCUAUAGCAAGAUUUAAUGUGUGUGUACUGCAGGUGAUAAUACGGGAAGCUGAAAGUAAAUAGUAAAAAGACGAUGAAAAGGAUAAAUGUAUAAAGAAUGUAAGAUUUAAUUAACUGCUACAUAUAUAAAGAAGAAAAUCACUGAAUAGAUGGAUGAAUGAAUUAAUAGAUGAAUAAAUAACAGGUGAAUGAAUGUUAAGGAUGAUAUUGAUGAAUAUUUGCAAGUAUGAAUGUGAAAGUUCCUGAUGGAUAAUGGAGUGACAGAUGGACGAUGGAUGGAGAAAAUGGGAGGAAAUGUAAUUAGAAAGACACUGAGUGGAGUUUUAUUGGCUUGUAUUUCUGCCCUACUUUUUUGUCUCUUUAUAAAAGCACCUAGUGAAAAUACAGCUAGGGAAAUAAAUAUACACAUUUCGAUCAAUUACAGAUCUCUAUAUUUAUAAAAGCUUCGGGUUCACAUAAUGAUUAAAUUUCACUCUGGAGAUUUUAGAUAUCAUACAUGUAUAUUCUUGGAAUUUACUCAAUAAAACAUUUGAAAAACCAUAA
Messenger RNA from Ictalurus furcatus (blue catfish), 4099 nucleotides. RefSeq names its product solute carrier family 12 member 1 (gene slc12a1). NCBI's taxonomy places the organism in Eukaryota, Metazoa, Chordata, Actinopteri, Siluriformes, Ictaluridae. Gene Ontology annotation, molecular function: sodium:potassium:chloride symporter activity. The coding region runs from base 167 to 3268 and encodes 1033 amino acids. The record is from RefSeq and is a predicted model, not a curated record. Gene Ontology annotation, cellular component: membrane. The transcript is spliced from 26 exons. Gene Ontology annotation, biological process: potassium ion homeostasis; cell volume homeostasis; potassium ion import across plasma membrane.